Molecule: messenger RNA, 3265 nt
Organism: Pyricularia oryzae 70-15
Lineage: Eukaryota; Fungi; Ascomycota; Sordariomycetes; Magnaporthales; Pyriculariaceae
Exons: 3
Coding region: 391-2238 (615 amino acids)
Biological process (GO): SRP-dependent cotranslational protein targeting to membrane
Cellular component (GO): signal recognition particle, endoplasmic reticulum targeting
Molecular function (GO): endoplasmic reticulum signal sequence receptor activity; 7S RNA binding; signal recognition particle binding
Source: RefSeq, a predicted model, not a curated record
CGCAUAAUUCGGUUCCGCCCGGCCUAGGAUAAGGUAGCUUGGUUCCUUAUCGGCGAGAUUAGGUCGCGAUAACGUCCAAAGAGGGGCAAUUCAGGAGUUUACCCCACACAAUUUGGGCGCAUAUCGGCCUGUGGUCAGAUAUCAGACCUAUCAACAUCAUCGAGGAAGCACCAUCCACGAGCUUCUUCCAUUUUGAUAAUCGGCCGAAUCGACGACGCUCCGCGGUCGAAAAGCGAUCUGUCUCAUUUGGCGCUUCAUUGAUUCGGGCCCUUGCAAGUCUCGGACGACUCGGCGAGACCCCGGGCGACACGAAUCCCUGCCUGCCCCGAGCUCGGCCCUUGAGGUGAGGCUGAGGUAUACGACAUCAUAUACCCGUGCCCGGCAGCUAUCAUGGAUAUCACCACCCUUAUCGUCUCCUCCAGGGAGCAGGCUAUGCUGGAGGGUGGCUAUUCAGCGUAUCGGACUCAGCUGGCCGGCCGACUGCGCAACUGCCGGAAGAGGCUCAAUAUUGCGACCAAGAGUCGCGCCAAGUAUCAUGCCCAGCCUCAGCUUACCCCUGAGGCUGUGGCUGAGAACAAAGAGUACCUUCACCUUCAGAUAAUGACCGCCGAGCGCGCCUGGGCCCAUGCAAUGACCAUGAAGUCAGCACAUGCAGCCGACAACAAGGGCAUCACGGGAAGCACUCGCUCACACAUUGUUUCCCGCCUACACAAGGCUGCCAGGACGGCUGAGCAACUGGCCGAGGUGCUGGGAGGAGAGGGCAGCGGCGCCAACCAAACCGAUGUACUAGAGGCACGUGCGUAUGCCGCGCUACUCAGGGGUGCCGAGCAGCUCGAGAAGCACAGCUGGGAGGAAUGUCUGAGGAGCUACUCGAUCGCGCGCAUAAUCUACAGCGCCCUGGCAUCAGAAAGUAAGAAGGACACCUUCAAGGACCUGUUAUCUGAAACCAUCGAUCCGUCCAUUCGCUACGCGGCUUAUCAGCUCAAGUCGCCGAGGUCCCUCACAAUUCCAACCAUCGCCCGCAAGGCUUUUCCGAAAGAUGAUGAGGACCUGAUUUCCAUCAUUCAGUCGGUUAACCGUGAAGCUCUUGAAGAUACAGAGGGAGACGCGAAGAUGGGAGCCACUAGCCCGACUACUAUAACUUUCAGGUCCCGCGAAGUUCGCAUCGAGGACGCCGCCAUAGCUACUGCUUGGCUUGCACUCCAAGAUGCAAAGGCCACUUUGGCUGAAAAGCUGUCGGCUGGGAGCUUGUCGCCCAAGGAAAUGGCCGCUGCCUACGAUGAUGUUCUCGCCGCAAGCCAGGACUCCGUCGAUGCCACUAAGCAAGCCAUCGACGAGUUGAAGGCGGAUGGUGUUACACAGGGAGAUUCACGCAUGCAGAGCCUUGCUGUCACCAGGACAGCAGUAAACUAUGAGAUGAUCAGCUGGAGGAUCGGCCGGAACCGCGUUCUUUCUGGCGAGAGGGAUGGUGCAGUCGUACAAAAGCACACGCACUCGAAUAAAAGAAGAAAGCCUAACGAUGGCGAGGCUGAGCGGCCAAAGCCCGAACCUGUUGGCCGCCAGCUUGCCAGAUUAAAAGAGAAAACGGUACUUUAUGACGGCAUAAUGCAGAGUCUCGAAUCUAUCAAAGAGCUUCCUGGCGUGGCCGCUGAUGACGAGCUAUCUGCACGGUUGAACGCUACCUCGAGCUAUUUCGAGGCUCUCAAGUGUUUGGCCAUUGGGCGGUCCCACGCCAUCGUCGGGAACCUAGUAAACUCAUUGGCUCUGAUAAAACACGCCUUGGAACAAGCACAAGUGGCCGUUUCAACCCUCGGAAAGCCCUCAGGUUCAGCAAAUGCACCGUCUCUACGUAACAUCGACGUGUCCCCGCAAGACGUACAGUCUCUCGGCGAACUCCUUGAAGGCGAAGUGCAGCGCUACCGAGCGCUAGUUGACAUUGACAACAUGCGCAAGGAAGGCAAAAUUACAGCAACGGACGACCGUCUGCAGCCAUUGGCGGACAAGCUGUCACGCUAUCCUGCUCGUGAUGUCGAUCUGCAGAAUAUCGUUGCAUAUCCUCCUGCCCUGGGAGUGAUUCCUAUGAAGCCCAUCUUCCUGGAUCUUGCGUUUAACUACAUUGAAUAUCCGGAUGAUGGGAAGAAGUCAACAGCAGGGGCAGGCGAAAAACCUACAGACAAAUCUUCGCAGCAAUCUGAACAAAAACAGCAAAAAAGGGGAUGGUUUGGUUUUGGACGAUGACGAAGGCUUCAGUCACGAGUCUAAAUGCAGUGGAUGAUACGAUGUGAUGGCGGAGCCAGCGAGUACUUGGUGAUACCUUCAGGGGGCGACUCGACGACUUUGAAAAUUUUCCUUUGGAAGGUCAAGUCGAGUAAGCUCCAUAAUGAGAAAUCAAUAAUUCUUCGCUGAUUGCAAAGCCAUUCAUUAAAUCUCGCAAGCUAGCAAGUCCCAGGUGGAAGGACUCAGAUUUGGCAGUUGUUUGUAAAAUUCUUAUCCUGGAACGUCAAUAGCCUGUGCGUUUAUGUCGGCUUUUCACGGAAGCACAUGCAAGCCCUUCAUGGACCGGGGAUCUGGGGGCAAAGAAAAUUCAGCUUAUGUUGGCUGUCUUUCAGGCCCAUAGGUUGAUAGGCCAACAGUGUGAAUCUCGUCUACCAGAGUAUCCGAGGGCCAUGACCCCGGCACCAACCCUUCCUCAAUCUUUUGGUUCCAUGUUUCUAAUGUCCCCAACUUUGCCAAUCGAUAUGGCGAGCCUUGGGCCGUGGCUUGGACGUACUUGUUGGACGCUUGGCGACGCCUGUAGCCAUGGUCUCAUCAUAAAGCAUACAACUUUCCUGGUAGAGAUAUCGGAUCCUGACACAAGUUAUUUAAACGCUGAUUUCCGGCCGCUUGUAAGCCUCUAUCAGAGAGUAGGGAGGUCAGGCCCCCAGAUACCUGACCUCUUAUGGAUCGCAAAGACCUCCAGAUCCCAAGUAUAAACGGACGAACUUGUUAUUGUGUCUGACUGGUGCGAGAUGUCGAAUGGAAAAACAACUUCUGUCAAAUGAUCAACAUUAAACUUUUAUAAUUGGCUAUUUCUCACUAAGUUUUAUGUAGUGCCACGAAUAGCCUCUACUAUUUGGCUUGCGUAAAUCGUGUUAACGCGCAUCCUGCAUAGGUGCUUAUAUUCCCUAUACUACAUAGUUACCGCCUGCAAGACAAAUGUCUCCUAUGAAAGUGGAGCAGUCCUACUGCCACGUCCGGUAUCAUAAUCGCUAAAAUAUAGGUGUAC